Molecule: messenger RNA, 1513 nt
Organism: Argentina anserina (silverweed cinquefoil)
Lineage: Eukaryota; Viridiplantae; Streptophyta; Magnoliopsida; Rosales; Rosaceae
Product: pentatricopeptide repeat-containing protein At3g21470
Exons: 1
Molecular function (GO): protein binding
Source: RefSeq, a predicted model, not a curated record
CUGGCUCUGCCUGAGGUUAAUCGGAAUUGCCUCUAUGAAGGAUCACCUGGACAAGCACUACUAGCCUACACCCAAGUUUGUCGCCAAGGUGUUUACAGAUGGGGUGUACUGCCCUUGAUACUCAAGGCUUGUGCUUCUCUUUCGUCGAUAAAUCCUGGGAAAUCGAUGCACGCAGAGUGUAUCAAGUCUGGUGUGAUUUGUGACGUAUCCAUUGGCACCUCAUUGGUUGACAUGUAUGCAAAAUGUGGGGACAUUUUUGAGUCUCGGAAAGAGUUUGAUUGUAUGCCUGAGAGAAAUGUGGUAAGUUGGAAUGCCAUGAUUGGUGGGUACUGGAGAAAUGGGGAUGCAACAUCUGCAUUGUAUUUGUUUGAGAAGAUGUCAGUGCAGACGUAUGUGACUUGGGGUGAGAUGAUCAUGGGGUUUGCGAGGACUGGAGAUACUGUUAGUGCUAGGCGGAUCUUUGAUUAGGUUCCACUAGUGCUGUAGAAUGUGGUUACGUGGACUGUGAUGGUUGAGGGAUAUUGUAACAACGGGCAUAUGGAGAUGGCAAGGGAAGUUUUUGAGGCAAUGCCCCAGCGCAAUUUCUUUGUUUGGUCAUCAAUGAUUUCGAGAUAUUGCAAGAUAGGUAAUGUUGAGGAGGCUAAGCACAUCUUUGAUAGAAUCCCAGUUCGGAACUUGGUGAAUUGGAAUUCAAUGAUAUCUGGAUACGUGUAAAAUGGAUUUUGCGAGGAAGCUCUGAUAGCAUUUGAAAACAUGCAAGCCGAAGGCUUUGAGCCGGAUGAAUUUAGUGUUGUGAGUGUCUUAUCUGCAUGUGCUCAGUCUGGGCUAUUAGAUGGUAGCAAGGUUAUACAUAACAUGUUAAGUCAUAAAAGGAUAAAGCUGAUUCUCAUUGUUCUCAAUGCACUUGUAGACAUGUAUGCAAAAUGUGGUGACUUGAUCAAUGCGAGGCUGAUCUUUGAGGAGAUGAAUGAGAGGAACACUACUUGUUGGAAUGCUAUGAUUUCGAGCUUGGCUAUUCAUGGACAGUGCAAGGAAGCUCUUAAAUUAUUCAGCAGAAUGGAGGACUCCAAAGAAAAGCCUGAUGAGAUAACGUUUCUUUAUGUUCUAUCAGCUUGUGUGCAUGGAGGUUUAGUAGAUGAAGGCAUGGAAGUUUUCUCCAAGAUGCAGAAGAAAUAUGGUUUGGGAGCCGGAAUUAAGCAGUAUGGGUGCUUAGUUGACCUUUUGGGAUGGGCUGGCAGGUUAAGAGAGGCUUACACUUUAGUCAAAUGUAUGCCCAUGAAACCCAAUGACAUGGUUUGGGGAGCUAUGCUUGGCGCUUGCCGGGUUUAUAUGGAUAUGGAAUUGACAGAAGUGAUAGCAAAACAUAUUAGCACCCUAAUUCAAACAUUCCGACAGGCAAUAAUUCACAUUAUGUGCUUCUGUCUAAUAUAUGUACCACUUCUGAUAGAUGGGAGAAAGCUGAAAGAACAAGAAUGCACUUGGUAGAUGAAGGCUUUCAAAAGACACAUGUUCA